This is a messenger RNA of Stylophora pistillata, 2836 nucleotides long. RefSeq names its product carotenoid-cleaving dioxygenase, mitochondrial. Gene Ontology annotation, molecular function: beta-carotene 15,15'-dioxygenase activity; carotenoid dioxygenase activity. The record is from RefSeq and is a predicted model, not a curated record. Gene Ontology annotation, biological process: carotene catabolic process. Lineage: Eukaryota; Metazoa; Cnidaria; Anthozoa; Scleractinia; Pocilloporidae.
UUCCUGUUUUUGUUUACCAAAUUUUUUUUCUUUAUUGAAGUGGAAAAUAGCACAAACGAAAGUUGAAACUGAGAAGUCAGAAUAUUGUGGGCGUACUGUUUUCCGUUGACGAAUAGUAUCACAGCCAUUAUAUAAGUAUUAAGAAAUCUCUCACUUCAGCAGUCAGACCGUGAUUGAGCCAUUACCAAGCGAAGAUCCGUGCCCGGCUUUAGCGACUGAGGAAGAAUUUGUUCCACGUCACCAAAAGAAACCAACUGAGCUGAUUUGAGUAAAGGGUCAACGUUCAUUGGACAUAAAUACCGUGAAAAUCCUCAAUUCUUUCAGUUGCGUAUUGAGCUACCUACUGCGCACAACGACAGGAAGAGAAUGGAAGAACUCUACCAAACAGUCAGAGAGCAGAUCAAACCAGUUGAAGCGGAGAUCCGCGGAGUAAUUCCUCCUUGGCUCAACGGAUCCUUGUUACGAAAUGGCCCCGCUAUGUACGAAGUCGGACCCGAGGCGUACAAGCACUGGUUCGACGGCUUGGGAAUGAUUCAGAAUUUCAAGGUGGAAAAUGGCAAAGUGACUUACUGCAGUCGCUAUUUACGAAGCCAGGCAUUUGUCCGCGCCGAAGCUCGUCGUGGUAUUGCGUACGCUGAGUUCGGAACUCCAUUACCGCCCGAUCCGUGCAAGAAUAUCUUCGCACGGUUUUUCUCCUACUUCGUACCACCCGAACGCACGGACAACUGCUCCAUUAACGUUGUCACAAUGAACGGCCAAACAUACGCAAGCAGCGAUUCGCCAUUCCUAAUCGGGUUUGAUCCAAGUAGCUUGCAAGCUUUGUCAGAGUACAACAUCAGGAGCGAUUUCCCAGGUCCCGUCCGAAUGUUCUCCAUGACACCUCAUCCCCACGAGGACGAAGAGGGAAAUGUGUACAACGUUGCUGUUUCUCUGAAGAAUGGCACUCGCUACAAUAUAACACAAAUACCACCACGACCCUCCACCCCUGCAGAUACUGCGCCACACCCACUUCAGGGGGUGAAUGUUUUGUCUACUUUCACUCCAAAAAAUCGGCUCUGCUACUACCACAGUUUCGCCAUGACUCCCAACUACUUCGUGUUCAUCGAAAACCCGUUCGUUGUGAAUGUGUGGGCGCUCCUGACAAUGAAAAUGAGAGGAAGAUCUUUCCAUGAGUGCAUGAAGUGGGACAACAAGCAGCCCUCCAGGUUUUACGUCAUUGAUCGCAAGACAGGCAAAGUAGUGGCUCAGUACAAGACGGAGAACUUCUUCUCAUUCCAUCACGUAAACGCCUUCGAGACAGAAACAGAUAUCAUAAUGGACGUUUGCUGCUACCCUGACGCCCGCAUUGUGUAUCAGUACUACCUCCAUCACUUGCGCUCCAAGGGAGAGCACGAAGUGAGCAAAGGCUUCCCUGAUCCAGCUCUCCGUCGCUAUCGCUUACCAAUCCCAAAAACUGCCUCGUCCAGUUCCUGGCAGAGGCUGCCCAGUUACUCAGAUGGCCGAGACUACAAAGUGCUCUACUACGGGGUGGAGUUACCCCAGAUAAAUUAUCGCUUUGCCAACGGUAAGCCUUACCGGUUCAUGUACGGAGUAGGCCCUCACCAGCGCGGGGACUUCCUGAACCAGCUCAUCAAGGUAGACGUCCUAGGGAAGGAGGCCAAGACCUGGCAUGAGCGCCACUGUUUCCCAUCUGAACCUGUGUUUGUCCCAGCGCCCGGAGCUGAAACAGAGGAUGAAGGAGUUAUUAUCUCCUCUGUAGUAGGUGUACGUGGUAAGAAGUCGUUCCUCCUUAUCCUGGAUGGUCGCACGUUCCGCGAAGUCGCACGCGCGACAGUAACUUGCCCAAUGGCGCACUCGCUCCACGGUAUGUUCAGACCAAGAUCCCCAGCUCUACUCGGACAAUGCCGGAAAGCCUGGGCCGAAAUAUAAUUUGGGUCACCGAAAAAGGACAAGCUCUGAGGAUUUUGGAGUGCCAUAUAAUCGUACACCAUCCAUUAUCAGCGAUGUUUCUGAGAGAGCUCAUCUAAACGAUGAAAGGAAUGAUAGAACUCGUAUCAAGACAGUUCCAUGAACAAAAAUGUGAUUACUUUAUUUCAUUUUUCGAAAUACAGUUCACGACAAAAUGAAAAAAAUUUUUUUCUGCUAAACAACCGAUCACUUUGAUAUAAACAGAUAACUUACAACGAGAAUCAUUCCAUGUUCAAUCGUUAUUUUUUCAAACAAAUCUCUUGUUUGAACGAGCUAUCCUGCGUGUGUGUGACAAGUGUUUUUGAUUGGUCAUUCGCAUUCGUUUCGUUACGGAACACGGCACUUUAAGGCGGCUUCUCAAACUGUCAUGAGAAAAUCAGAGAGGUUUUCUGUUUUCAGUUACACUCGUGAUUCCACCCGAAUCGUUCGGCCAAAGUCUUUGAUAAUACACAAAUAAAUCUGCCAUUAAAAAAAAUCGGGAAAAACGAAAUAAUAUUCAAAGGAAAAAGUGAAAGGAGUUAUUUCUUUUCUAAACAUUAUCUAGUGUGUAAGUUUUAUUUAAAAUGGCGUACAUAACCAUACGCUGUUAAGUAUUUUAAGUAUUUCUAAGUUAUAUAAAGUAGCAUUUGUAUACAAUCAUAGUGUUAUGAUACUUUCCUUGAAAGGUGUAAUAUACGGGGAGAUCAGUGAUAAUUCUAAAAAAGAUAUUGAUGAUAAGUUUUAGAAAUCAUGAACAUAAUAUUUACGGAUAUAAAGAAGUGACGGUUUUUUAUCAUAAAAAUUGAAUUUUUAACUAAAUUUUGUAAAUGUCGAGUUUAAUUCCAGCUGAAUAUUUUGCCUAAUAAAGAUGUAUGUACUUUAAAAUGAA